Messenger RNA from Brassica napus (rape), 7668 nucleotides. RefSeq lists its product as uncharacterized. Lineage: Eukaryota; Viridiplantae; Streptophyta; Magnoliopsida; Brassicales; Brassicaceae. The coding region runs from base 1556 to 4906 and encodes 1116 amino acids. The record is from RefSeq and is a predicted model, not a curated record. The transcript is spliced from 6 exons.
CCACCUUUGCUGAAAAAAAAAACAUUUUAAAAGAUUAGAAAAAAAAAAUUAUUUAAUUAACAAUAUAAAUAUUAAUAAUAUGUAAAUAUAAUUACCGCAAAACAUUUAAACCACGUCGUCUUGACGUGAUCGGGAGUCAUGGUCCAGUUGGGAUAAGGGCCGUCAUAAUAUCCCUUCAUCGUCUCUGAAAUGCUCCGGCUAACACGGUUGUUAGCCCCAAACCUGCAAAUAUAACAAAUUUGUUAAAAAAAUUGAUCAAAGAUUUUAAAUUUUAAAUUAAUAAUUUUAUGUACUUACCAAUAAGUACCCGGGGGUCUAUCGGGGUCCAGAACGUGUAAACCCUCUCGUCCGGGCUGGGCAAGCAAAUCCUCGACGGUGUAUCUUGCGAAUGGUGCAUGAGCUGGCACCCGCAAAUCGGGAUGAACUGAAGCCGGUGGGGCAGGCUGAUCCGGGGCGACAGGUGGAGCUGGUGGGGGAGGCAUCUGAGAUGGAAGAGGAGGAGGGGUCGAAGAAACUCUCCGAGAUGUGUGAGAGUCCGGAACUGUCCCGGAAGAAGACGAUGGACCGCUAGAGGAAGAUCCAUCGCCAAACAAAUCCGCAUACGUAGGUGCAGGAGCUGCUAGUCUCGGUCUAGGAGCCAUCUAGAAAAUUUAAAAAAAUUAAAUUAAUAUAUAUCCUAAACGAAUUGUUUAAAAUAAUUUUCUAAACUAAUCAUCUAAACUAAUUCCGUUAACUAAUCACCUAAACUAAUUCCCUAAACUAAUCACCUAAACUAACCACCUAAACUAUAAAAAAAAAAAAAAAGAUAGAGAGAGAAAGUUACCUUAGAGGGGGAGAGGAGUUAGGGAGGAAGAUACGAGCAGUGCUCGUAUGAAAGACUUCUCCCAUAUAUAUAAAAACGGUUUCCUCGUAACUUCGUCGUAAUGUUACGAGGAAGUUACCAGACCCGUGUUUUCGUUUACGACGAAGUUACCAGGCCCGUCACUACAAGAAAACACGGACAAUACUGACGGAAAAACCGACCGAAAAAAAUCUGUCAGGAUUUUCCAACGGAAUUCCGACGAAAACUUGUCGGAAAUAUAUUUCGGUAAAUUCGUCGGAACUGCGUCGGAAAAUCCUGACAGAAUACAUUCGUCGGUAUUUCGUCAUACGAUCCCGACAGAAAACCGACAAAAAACUGACAAAUAUAUGACCGUUGCAAAAAAUUGACACAUACCGACGAAAUACCGACGGCAUACCGACCAUGAAAGAAUUCGGUCAUAAUUCCGUCGGUUUUUCCGACGGAAUACCGACGGAUUGAACAGCCGUUAUACUUCCCGACUGAAAACCGACGAAUUUGCAACCGUUGCACUUCCCGACGAAAUACCGACGGAUUAUGUAGCCGUUAGUAUCCGUUUAAAUUACCGACGGAACGCCGACGGGUUUAGGACGUUAAUUUAGCCGUUAUGAUUCCCGACGGAAUACCGACGAAUAUUUUCCGUCGGAAAGAUUUCCAAUUCAUUAUAAAUACGACCUCUCCUUCAUUCAUUGAAAUCACAACAAAACAAUAUAAAUUAUGGGUACUCCUUAUAAUUUCCGUUCUUGGUUAGAUCAACCUCAUAUGGAUCCAAAUACAAAUUUACUUACGGAGGAAUACGCACGUGGUAUUCAAGAAUUCAUGGGGGUGGUUCAAAGUCAACCGGAAGCAAGAACAAGUAAGUAUUUAUUAUGUCCAUGUUCUACUUGUAAGAAUAAUAUCCGUGUCAAAAAAAUGGAAGUAUGGAGUCAUUUAUAUUUGAAAGGAUUUACACGUGGUUAUAAGAUUUGGUAUCUUCAUGGAGAAAGAUUUGAGUAUGGUAGUAGUAGCGAACCUCAAACUGCCGAUAGGUUAGAUGAACCUACCACGGAUGUAGAUUUUGGGAUAGGGACUGUUCAGAUGGUAUAUGAUGCAUAUGGAGAAAAUUUACCGUCGGGUGAAGAGGAAGGAGAUAGACAAGAACAACCCAAUGUAGAAAAUUUCCCAUGUGAAGAGGAAGGCGAACGAGAACAACCCAAUCUAGAAGCCAGAAGAUUUUUUGAAAUGUUAGAUGCAGCUAAGCAGCCAUUGUAUCAAGGAUGUAAAGAUGGGCAUUCACCUUUAUCAUCCGCAAGUCGAUUGAUGGCGCUAAAGACUGACUAUAAUUUGGCUGAAGAAUGUGUGGAUGCGAUUGCAGAUUUUGUUAAAGAUGUUCUUCCUGAAGAUAAUCUUGCACCUGGCUCAUAUUAUGAGGUACAAAAAUUGGUCGCUGGUCUUGGCUUACCAUAUCAGGUGAUAGAUGUAUGCAUCGAUAACUGCAUGAUUUACUGGAGAGCAGAUGAGAACAGGGAGAGAUGUAAAUUCUGUCGGAAACCUCGUUAUCAAGAUACGACUGGAAGAGUUUCGGUGCCAUACAAACGAAUGUGGUAUUUGCCGUUGACUGAAAGAUUAAAGAGGUUAUAUCAGUCUGAACGAACAGCAGAACCAAUGAGAUGGCAUGCUGAGCACUUAACAAAUGGUGAGAUAACACAUCCUUCCGAUGCAGAGGCGUGGAAGCAUUUUCAAUCAACAUAUCCAGAAUUUGCAUCUGAGGUAAGAAAUGUGUAUCUUGCAUUAUGCACAGAUGGUUUCAGUCCAUUUGGAAAGCAUGGAAGACAAUAUUCAUUGUGGCCGGUAAUCUUGACACCUUACAACUUACCACCACAUUUGUGUAUGCGACGGGAGUUUUUGUUCCUCUCAAUUCUCGUUCCCGGGCCAGAUCAUCCUAAGAGAUCACUGGAUGUGUUUCUUCAGCCAUUGAUAUAUGAGCUGCAAUUAUUAUGGGAGCACGGUGUUCAUACAUACGAUGUUUCGCGGAAAGAGAAUUUUCAGAUGCGAGCAGUACUUAUGUGGACAAUAAGUGAUUUUCCAGCAUAUGGUAUGUUAUCUGGAUGGACCACGCAUGGGAGGCUAUCAUGUCCUUAUUGCCAAGACAACACAGAUGCUUUCCAACUAAAAAAUGGUCGGAAAUCGUGUUGGUUUGACUGUCACAGGAGAUUUCUACCACACGAUCAUCCAUAUCGUAAGAGUAAGACAUUGUUUACAAAGAACAAGAGGGUGUUUGACAGUCCACCUGAAGAAGUAAGUGGCAAAAAGUUGAAGGAACAAUUAAGAGAUUUUGGUGCAGAUAGAACGGCAGACGUGGGUGGAAACGGACAUGAACCGAUUUAUGGUGUAGGGGAAAAUCAUAAUUGGCAUAAGAAGAGUAUCUUCUGGGAUUUGCCCUAUUGGGAGACUCAUUUGUUGCGGCACUGUUUAGAUGUCAUGCAUAUUGAGAAGAACUUUUUCGACAAUUUGAUGAACACCAUCCUUGAUGUCCAAGGCAAGACGAAGGAUAACUUGAAGUCAAGACUGGAUUUGGUUGAUAUUUGUGCUCGUCCCGAACUUCAUGUUGAUGAGCACGGUAAAGGUCCUAUUCCCAUAUAUCGACUGGAUGCAACUGCAAAAGAAGAGUUUUUUGAUUGGAUAACACACAGUGUUAAAUUUCCAGACGGUUAUGCAUCAAGUUUGCGUAAUUGUGUUGACAAAAGUGAAGGGAAGUUUACUGGCUUGAAGAGCCAUGAUUGUCAUGUAAUGAUGCAGCGCCUCCUUCCUUUUGCGUUUUCCGCACUAUUGCCACGAAAUGUCCACGAAGCAAUCGCAGGGAUAAGUGCUUUCUUCCGUGAUUUAUGCUCGAGAUCACUCACAUCAGAUGGUAUCCGCAAUUUGGAAGUUAAAAUACCGGUGAUCCUAUGCAACCUCGAGAAGAUAUUUCCUCCAUCAUUUUUUGAUGUUAUGGAGCAUCUUGCUAUUCAUCUUGCGAGAGAAGCGGCACUCGGUGGUCCCGUGCAGUACAGGUGGAUGUAUUUGUACGAACGGUUUAUGUUUCAUCUGAAGAAGAAGGUCAAGAAUUUAAGCAAGGUGGAGGGAUCAAUAGUGGCUCAGUGCAUCAAUGAGGAAACCUCAAACUUUGCUGAAUACUACUUUCCAUCAGAAGUUCGAACAAAAAGUCGAAGACCUGCACGGCAUGAUGAUAGAGGUGAAAGGGCAACUUAUUAUGUUUAUGUGCCAAACAUGUUUACACAAAUUGGACGACAUAGUGGAAAGUCAACGGACCGGAUACUUACCGUAGCUGAGCAUGCUCAUUUGCACACAUAUUUGCUUACAAACUGCGAAGACAUUCUUGAAUAUGAGAGUAUUUACUUGGCAGAGAUGCGCUUAAAGUACCCGGAUGCGACAGAAGAACAACUCGAACAACUCAAGCAAAACAACUUUGCAACAUGGCUUUCUGAUUAUGUAAGCCAUUGUUUAGCUAUUGGGCACCCACCUAAAGAUUGGUUACGUGAGAUAGUUUGUGGUCCAAAGUUUGUUGCAAAGUCAUAUCCGAGAUAUUGCACACGAGGAUAUGCAUUCAGAGUUCUUAAGGAAAAUACUGUAAGGAGAACAAUUGAUUGUGGGGUUUCUUCGUCAUCCGGAGACGAUGUCUACUACGGUAACGUACGCGAGAUUUUGGAAAUUCAGUACCCGGGAAUGAUUGGCAUGAGAUGUAUUGUCUUCAACUGUGAGUGGUACGACAACGUUGUUGGUCGCGGAGUAAGCACUGACGCAUUCGGUGUUACAUCUGUACAUUCGCGACGACGACUGGAUUUUUACGAUCCAUUCAUUCUUGCUUCACAAGCUGACCAGGUUUGCUAUAUUCGUUAUCCGCGGAUUAGGCAAAGGAACGAUCCUUGGAUCGUUGUCAUGUCAAUAAAUCCCAGAAGCCGAGUACAAGGAGUAUUUGAUCCACUACAACAACAAUUAACCGAAGAGGACGGCGAGAUUGGAGAGUUUGACGAAGACAAUUCAGAUUCAUCAUGUUCAUCAUCAGAUAAUUCCUCAGAUGGAGAGUAGAUACUCUUUUAUGAAUGUAUAUGCAAAUUACUUUUAAACAUUGUAGAUUUCUUCUAAAAACAAAUUAUGGGUUUGAAACGUUGUAUACUUUUAAAUUACAAAAAAUAAAUUAGAUUUGUUGAUUCUAAAAUCGAACGGUUUUGAUUGAUUGAUUAUAUACGGUUUUGAUUGAAUGGUUAUAUAUAUGUCAUGUUCAAAGUUAAAAAAAAAUCAAACUGAAACUCUAAAUUGAUAAUGUCCGUCGGUUUUCCGUCGGAAUUUACCGACGCAUUUCCGACGAAACCCUAGAAUUUGAGGGUUUCGUCGGAAAUGCAUCGGUAAAUACCGACGGAAUACCGAUGAACCCCUCAAAUUCUAGGGGUUCGUCGGUAUUCCGUCGGUAUUUACCGACGCAUUUCCGACGAACCCCUCAAAUCCUAGGGGUUCGUCGGAAAUGCGUCGGUAUAUACCGACAGAAUACCGACGGACAUUAUCAACUUAGAGAGUUUCGGUUUUUUACAAAUAUGAUUUUUUUUGCACUUGUAUUAAAUAUCAUAUAUAACAUCAGACAACAAAUCUACCCAUUGUAUUCUCACAGUUUUAAAACUUUGAACAUGACAUAUAUAUAUAAUCAUUCAAUCAAAACCAUAUAUAAUAAAUGAAUCAAAACCGUUCGAACAACAUCAUACACUUUUAAGUUGGCUUGUGCCAGUUCUCAGAAGUUGUAGCACUCAAACAAAUCUAGAACAUUUUUUUAGAAUGUUUUAUGAUUAUAUAACAUAAUAUAUUGGUUUUAGAAAGUUUUAUAACAAAUAUAAAUAAUUUCGACACCCUGUGUAAACUCUAAAACUUAAUCCGUCGGUAUCUCGUCGGAAUAUUCCGACAAAUUACCGACGGAAUUAACUAUACCGACGAAGAACAGACGGAUAAGGUCGUCGAUAUUUAAAAAAUUACACGGGUCAAGCUGUACCGCGCAAAAUUUUGGUAAACCGCCAAUAUUAAAAAACCGACGGAUUUCCGACGGGUAGAUAAAAUACCGACGGAAAAAACCCGUCGGUUAUCCGUCGGUUCAUUAAAUGAAUACAUAAGAGAAAAUCUCUUCUUUUUCCUCAUUUCUUCCCCGUUUUCUCUCUCUCUCCGCCCAGCCCCUCCUCCUCCCUCGCGAUUUCCGGCGAUUCCCUCCUCCUCCCUCGCGAUUUCCGACGUAAUCCCCCAAAUUCGACCUCCUCUUUCACCCAGUCAUGGAUGAACCACCUCCUCUUAUAGUUAGACGUCGUUUUCGCCGGGGUACUUCUUCAGUCACUCAGAGUACGUCACCCGCUAGUAGCCCAGUUGCAGCUACCACUCCUCCAGCAGCCCCCACCCCUCCAGCAGCCCGCACCCCCCCCCCCUUCUGUAGCUUCCGGCCCUUCUCAAAGUUCAAGAGGAGGAGGAUUGCCUACUACGAUGACUGUUGCGGAGUUAGUUAGGCAACCUGGCCGAGAAUCGCUUCAGCGCCUUGAUCCAAAUUAUCUUAUUGUCCCAAACACCACUUGGUAAGUAUUUGUUUUAAAAGGUUCUUUCAUUUUAUAUUCAUCUUUUACAUUUAAUUGUGUUUGGUUUUAUUUCGUAGGUUUGAUUUGUCUGGCAAUGGUAUCACCAACAGCCUUCUUAGGAUGGAGUACACGAUGCUAAAGCGUGGUUAUCCAACUUUCUAUGACAUGCCUGCAGAAGAUCAAGAACUUUGGUUUCGGCAAUUUGCGGUAUAUGUUCUCAAUUUUUAAUAUUAUAAAUUUUUUUCCACCAAUUGUAACUUUCUAAAAAAAAAUUUAUAUUUAUUUUGCAGCAAGAGUUCACUUGGGAAUCAGGGAUUACCGAACAAGUGAAAAUUGUUUUCCGCCGCAAAGCAGCUUCGCACUACACCAAGCGGAUCAAUGAGUGGAAGCAAAAAUUCGAUGUUGGUGAGGUCCCGAAGCACAUCAACCCAGACGUUUGGCGGGAUUUGUGUGGUCAUUGGACGAAAGAUGAGACAAAGUCUUUGUCGACAAUCAACUCGCAAAAUCGGUGUAGCAGCCGUGGCGGGAAAGGGAUGUUUGUCCACAACUUAGGGGCAACAAGUUUACAGACCCGAGCACUUCAGCUAGUAAGUUUCUAAUCUGAUUUUCUUAUUCAUUUUUAAAUAUGUGAUACUAAAUAUAUUGUUUUUAGAUGAAGGAAAACGGUGGAGUUCCCGUAGAUGAUUUUACCCUGAUGAAGAAUGCCUAUACCAACAAGAAGACUGGCGUGAUUCAGGAUGGACUUAUUCAGGACGUAAUCCAGGUCGUGGAAAAUCGAAAAGAGGAUCUCCUCGCGACUCAAGCUUCUAUGUGUGAAGAAGGCGAUUCUGCAUCUUCCAACUCCUUAACCGUAGAGCAACUCAACAACCUUGUUCUCGAGGUACAUUCUAAUUUCUUUUUGCUAUGUAUGUGUGAUAUGUGUGUGUGCGUGAGUAUGUGUGUGAUAUGUAUUUGUUAUUUCUCAUUCAGGCUGUUCCAAGGAAAAAGGGCCGUUAUGUUGGAUUGGCUCGUUCGACCGGAGGGGCUUCUUCUUCUUCUUCAGCUCACUAUCCACUGGUUCAUGAGCUUAUGGAGCAGAUUAAGACCAAAGAUACGGAGAUUGAGUUCCUCAAGAAUGACAAUGCUGAAAUCCGGGUUGAGCUGCAGCAAAACCGAACGACUAUGGAGCAAAACAAUGUUCUCACCCAGACCUUGUUGCAGAAGUUUAGGAGCCGAUUCGGUGAAGACUUUUAGUUGUUUUUUUAAUUU